Acomys russatus (golden spiny mouse) is the source of this 2425-nucleotide messenger RNA. RefSeq names its product Ras and Rab interactor 1 (gene Rin1). The transcript is spliced from 10 exons. Gene Ontology annotation, cellular component: cytosol; endocytic vesicle. The record is from RefSeq and is a predicted model, not a curated record. Gene Ontology annotation, biological process: vesicle-mediated transport; signal transduction. NCBI's taxonomy places the organism in Eukaryota, Metazoa, Chordata, Mammalia, Rodentia, Muridae. Bases 1 to 2400 code for a protein of 799 amino acids. Gene Ontology annotation, molecular function: guanyl-nucleotide exchange factor activity; small GTPase binding.
AUGUGCACGCCUGUGCCUUGGGGGUUGGAUUCUCUUCCUGAGUCCCAGGAGAAGCUGAAGGAGCUCCCAGCCAUGGAGGACCCUGAAGAGACAAGAGCACACCCUCUGGGAGAUGCCGGCAGGAACUUUGUUCCUGGAAACCGACAGAAAGAAAAGCCCUCUCCAGACCCCUUAUAUGACACACCUGAUGCCAGUGGGACACAGGCAGGCGGGUCCCAACCACCAGCACGCACUGUGAGCCUGCGGGAGCGGCUGCUGAUCACCCGGCCCGUGUGGUUACAGCUGCGGGCCAACGCUGCAGCCGCACUACACGUGCUGAGGACAGAGCCUCCAGGGACCUUCCUGGUGCGGAAAUCUAACACUCGCCAGUGCCAGGCUCUGUGUGUGAGGCUGCCAGAAGCCAGUGGCCCCUCUUUUGUCUCCAGCCACUAUAUCCAAGAGAGCCCCAGUGGCAUCUCUUUGGAGGGCUCAGAGCUCAUGUUCCAGGACCUGGCCCAGCUCAUCUGUGCAUACUGCCAUACCCGGGACAUUCUUCUCCUCCCCCUCCGGCUCCCCAGAGCCAUCCAUCAGGCAGCCACCCACAAGGAGCUGGAGGCCAUCUCCCAUCUAGGCAUGGAGUUCUGGAGUUCCUCCCUCAACACCAAGAUUCAUCAGAGGCCUUCGGAAGGCCCGCCGAUACCCCGGCUGAAGGCUCGGUCCCCUCAGGAGCUGGAUCAGGGCACUGGCGCAGCCCUGUGCUUCUUCAACCCCCUCUUCCCAGGGGAUCUGGGCCCCACCAAACGUGAGAAAUUCAAGAGGAGUUUCAAAGUGCGUGUGUCCACAGAGACCUCCAGCCCUCUAUCUCCACCUGCUGUGCCGCCUCCCCCAGUCCCCGUGCUGCCAGGGACAUCUUCUAGCCAAGCAGGAAGACUGCCUCCUCGACAGCUGCUGCAGAGGGAGAGCUCAGUGGGCUACCGCGUGCCAGGAAGUGCUGCUGGGCCUAGUCUUCCCUCUCUACCCUCGCUUCAAGAGGUGGACUGCUGCUCCCCCAGCAGCUCCGAGGAAGAUGAGGGUUCUCCCGGAAGCCCUACAACCUCCCCACGCCUCAGCCGUCCAUGGCAGCGGCGGCCUCUGCUUCGGUCCAUGAGUUCUGCUUUCUGCUCUCUGCUGGCACCAGAGAGGCAGGUGGGCCGGGCAGCCAAAGUGCUAGUGCAGAACCGAUACACAGCUGUGGGUCAGCUAGUGCAGGACCUACUGACCCAGGUUCGGGCUGGUCCUGAGCCCCGGGAGUUGCAAGGCAUCCGCCAAGCCCUGAGCCGGGCCCGGGCCAUGCUGUGUGCCGAACUGGGCCCUGAGAAGCUGCUACCACCUGAGAGGCUGGAACUGGUCCUGGAGAAGUCCCUGCAUCGGUCUGUUCUCAAGCCUCUUCGGCCUAUCCUAGCUGCCCGCCUGCGGCGCCGGCUUUCCACAGAUGGUUCCCUUGGCCGCCUAGCUGAGGGCUUCCGCCUGGCCCGGACUCAGGGGCCUGGAGCCUUCGGUUCCCACCUGAACCUCUCCUCCCCAGUGGAGACAGAACAGGUGCGCCAGAAGCUGCUGCAGCUGCUUCGUGCCUACUCACCUAGUGCCCAGGUCCAGUGGCUUCUGCAGGCCUGCAAGUUGCUCUACACAGCCCUGAAAACCCAGGCGGGGGAGGAUGCAGGCGCGGACGAGUUCCUGCCUCUGCUGAGCCUUGUUCUGGCCCAAUGUGACCUUCCUGACCUCCUGUUAGAAGCCGAGUACAUGUCGGAGCUGCUAGAACCCACCCUGCUCACCGGAGAGGGCGGCUACUACCUGACCAGCCUCUCGGCCAGCCUGGCCUUGCUGUGUGACCUGAGCCAGGCCCGCACUCUCCCGCUCAGCCCGGCACAGGAGCUCCAGCGCUCUCUGGCCCUCUGGGAACAGCGCCGCCUGCCGGCCACCCACAGCUUGCAGCACCUCCUUCGAGUAGCCUACCAGGACCCCAACACAGGUUGCACCUCCAAGACCCUGGCCGUGCCCCCGGAGUCUUCAAUUGCUACCCUGAGCCAACUCUGUGCCACCAAGUUCCGAGUGACCCAGUCUGAUGCAUUCGGCCUCUUCCUCUACAAGGACCAGGGCUACCACCGCCUGCCCCCUGAAGCCCCGGCCCACGGGCUUCCAGCAACUGGCUACCUCGUCUACCGCCGGGCAGAGCGCCCUGAGACCCAGGCAGCUGCAACAGAGAAGGCAAAGAUGGGCAGUGAGAGGCCAGAAACAGGAGCGUGGGAGGAGGAGAAAGGGGCCCUACACAGUGAAGGGGAGCCUGAGACAACUGUUGGCCGAGGAGGCGAGGAUCAGGCCAGAGGAGGUCAUGUACAGCCAGAGGAAGAAAUGACAGAGGGAAGCCAGGCUGCAGAAGAGUAGCUAGAAAGAGCCAAAAGGGUCGCCU